GGUCCAUUAAUAUAGGAUUAUCUCGGCAUCGUGCUUUACUUUUCAAGGGAGUUUUUGGUUGAUCUCAUGGCAGCUCCUGGGACACUUAUACCUGCUGAUAUUUUCAGUGCAAAGGAUACUGCUUUGAAGUCAUAUAAUCCAUCACUAAGCAAAAUCCUGACUACUCAGUCUUCUGAUGAUGUGAAGUUGUUUACCUGAGAGCCAAAUUAAAUGUUGAAGGCAGUAGCCAAAGUUCUGCAAUUAAUGGCAGUUUUCCCUCGGAUAGGGGAUCAAGUUCAAAAAACACAGAAUACUUGUCUUCAUUCUCAGGUCCAAGUGGUGACUCUGCUGUUGGCACUUCCAUAAUAUCUAACAAAAUGUCCCCUAAUCA
Molecule: messenger RNA, 370 nt
Organism: Rubroshorea leprosula
Lineage: Eukaryota; Viridiplantae; Streptophyta; Magnoliopsida; Malvales; Dipterocarpaceae
Source: the annotation of a GenBank genome assembly